Messenger RNA from Antechinus flavipes (yellow-footed antechinus), 1627 nucleotides. RefSeq names its product carbonic anhydrase 9 (gene CA9). The record is from RefSeq and is a predicted model, not a curated record. Gene Ontology annotation, cellular component: plasma membrane. Lineage: Eukaryota; Metazoa; Chordata; Mammalia; Dasyuromorphia; Dasyuridae. The transcript has 11 exons. Bases 116 to 1501 code for a protein of 461 amino acids. Gene Ontology annotation, molecular function: zinc ion binding; carbonate dehydratase activity.
GCUCUCUCUGAGUCACCCUGCUCCCCUGCCCCUCCCCACACGGCUCUGGCUCUGCUAGCACGUACAGACCGUAGGCACCAGCACCAGGGUAUUCACCUCCCAGUCUGCAAGCAGCAUGGCUCCCCCUUGCCCAAGCUGGCUUUCCGCCUCGUCCCCAGCCAGGGCCCCCAUCUCUCUGCUGUUGCUCCUCCUGCUUCUGGUCCCCUCCCACCCCUACCGCGUGCUGAGGAGAGAGAGGGAUUUAUCUGAAGAGGAGGGAGAUUCUGGGGCAGAGGAUAUACCCCAAGAGGAGAAGGCACCUGGAGAAGAGGAGCUUUCCAGUGAGGGAGAUAUACCUGGACAGGGUGAGCCAUCCAAGGAAGAGGAUCCACCCAGGGAGGAGGUCCCACCCAAAGAAGAGGAUCCGCCCAGACAGGAGGAUCCACCCAUGGCUGAAGAUUCUCCAGUCCCAGAGGAUAAUCUUGGUCCCCACAGGAACAUCCCAGAAAAGAAAGAUGGAGAUGACCAACACUGGCGCUACGGAGGCGGCCCCGUCUGGCCCCGGGUCUCUCGAGCCUGCGGGGGACACCUGCAGUCGCCAGUGGACAUCCGGCCGGACUCCACCUAUUUCAGGCCUGACCUGGUGCCUCCCCAGCUCCACGGCUUCUCGCUCUCCCCAGAGCGCUCUCUAAAGCUUCAGAACAACGGCCAUACAGUGCAGCUAACACUGCCCCCCGGGUUGUGGAUGACCCUGGGCCUGGGGACGGAGUACCGGGCCCUGCAGUUACAUUUCCACUGGGGGGCCCCCGGGGCGCCUGGCUCGGAGCACACGGUCAGCGGCCACCGGUUUCCCGCCGAGAUCCACGUGGUUCACCUCAACACGCGAUUUGACACGGUUGAAGAAGCCUUGGGGCAGCCUGGGGGCCUCGCCGUGCUGGCUGCCUUCCUUCAGGAGGGCCCAGAGCAGAAUGACGCCUAUGAACAGCUCCUGUCACAUCUUGGGGCAAUUGACGAGGAAGAUUCAGAGACCUGGAUCCCAGGCUUAGAUGUGUCUGCACUCCUACCUCACAAUCUCCAUCACUACUUCCGCUAUAAAGGGUCUCUGACUACACCCCCCUGCUCACAGGGGGUCAUCUGGACAGUGUUCAACCAAACGGUGCUUCUGAGUGCUGAGCAGCUCCAGAUUCUGUCUGGAUCCCUAUGGGGCCCUAUGGGCUCCCGGCUCCAGUGGAACUUCAGGGCAACACAGCCUCUGAACGGGCGAAUGAUUGAGGCUUCCUUCCCUACUACUACUACCAUUACCAGCAAUAUACCAUCACAUCCUAGGGACCCAACUGCUGAGCCAGUGCAUGGGAGCUCCUGCCUGAGUAUUGGCGACAUCUUGGCCCUGAUCUUUGGACUUCUGUUUGCUGUCACAAGUGUGGCCUUCCUCCUAUAUAUGAAGCAUCAGAAAAGGCCGAGGAGUGUCGCCAAGGACAAUCGCAUCUACUACCCUACAGAGCUGACGGAGAUAGCCACCUAGCCAGGGAGGCAGAUUGAGAAACUCAUCUCAGAGUCCCAAAGAACUGGGGAUGAGCUCUUUCCCAACCACUUCCCCUGCAUCCCUCUAUAUUUUUUUAAAUAAAUGUUUCUAAUAAAAUGUCCCAAA